Messenger RNA from Westerdykella ornata, 1451 nucleotides. RefSeq lists its product as uncharacterized. The coding region runs from base 289 to 1149 and encodes 286 amino acids. The transcript has a single exon. Gene Ontology annotation, biological process: N-acetylglucosamine metabolic process. Gene Ontology annotation, cellular component: cytoplasm. NCBI's taxonomy places the organism in Eukaryota, Fungi, Ascomycota, Dothideomycetes, Pleosporales, Sporormiaceae. The record is from RefSeq and is a predicted model, not a curated record.
GUUUCAUAUGUAAACUCGUCGCUCGCUACUGCUGCUUCACCACAUCUCUUCACACCUCGAGCGCGAUCCGACCCUCCUCGCUGCGGAGCCGCAAUUUCAAAGUUCGCUUUCUCACGAUUGGGAUUUGAACGAAAUAAUAACUAUUUCGGAAAGAACCGCUCCUUCACCGCCGCAGCUCGACCCUGUACCAUUUCUCGAAAAAGACGCAAUUGAAGUGUAGUCAAUUCAGCAAACAACGGAGUCCACAAGAGAAGAGAUUGAUUGAGAAGAGUAUCAAACCGAAACAAAAUGAUGCCUCCAGAAUCCCAUGAAGACGUCCUCACAAAUCCCAUUACCACCAGCGAAAACACUACCCUCAAGGAUGAUUCAAUCGUCACUAGUACUACCACCACUCCCUCUCCUCCGCCCCGGCCCGACCAAGACCUCCCCAUUCACCUCGACACCACCUCCCUCCCAGCCACCUUCCUCUCGACCUGGACCGCCAACCCCGAUCCCACCGCCCUACCCUUCCCGCGCUCCUCCCCACCCUUUCCCCUCACGCCCAUCGACUGGCAGCAACUCGCCCUCCCCGACUCGCAAUUCACCCCGCACACGUGGUCGAACCUGCAGCACCUCAUCAGCACGGGGCAACUCGACGAACUCAAGCGGUGGCCCUCGCGCCUAAAAGCCUACCUAGCCUGGUACGCGCACGUCAAAUCCCUCUACGGCUCCAUCACCAACUACAUUCUCUCGCAGCGCCUGGGCUGGCACCCUUCCCCCGAAGCCGAGAAGGAAGGACGCCUCGUGUUCGACACGCAGGGCCGCACGGCGCCGUUCGCGGAUCGCCGCGACUUCGCCAUCCUCAGGAAUGACUGGGGGUAUGCGGUCGAUCCGGAGAGUAUCCUGCAUGUGGUUGUGUGGUCGAAGAUUCGGCUUCCUAUUCAUGCUACGACCGGGGGGUUGACGGAUGAGGGCGCGGGGAUUGUGGAGGCGUUUGUGAGGAGGGAGUUUAGGGAGAGGGUUGGGGAGGGGGAGGGGAGGGAGGGGGAGAGGGUGCUGUGGUUUCGGAAUCCGACGAAUUUGCAGAGUGUGAGGAGUUUGGAGCAUGUGCAUGUUUUGAUUAGGGGCGUGACGGAGGAGGAGGCGGAGAGGUGGGGGUGGUUGGGUUGACGGGUGCUGGUGGAUUGGGAGUAGGACUGGAAAUGGGAAGGGCGGUUGGUGGGAGGUGGAGGGAAGAGGGAGGAGGGAAUUGGAACAUGGAAUGUCAGGGAAGGAGAGUAUCGAGGAACUAAGUAUGGAAAUGGUUUUCUAUUGUAUGAAGGGGUUUCGGUUGCGGUAAUAUCAACAGGGAGACCGCAUCGUGUAAGUAAUCGCGCAUAGAGUUGCAACCCUUCAAAUGAUAGAUCAAAGAAUGGUAGGCUCAAUUUCUCUGUCUUUUCUGCUCCCAUCUAUCUGUAUCUUGCAUGUUGUGC